Molecule: messenger RNA, 3807 nt
Organism: Aureococcus anophagefferens
Lineage: Eukaryota; Pelagophyceae; Pelagomonadales; Pelagomonadaceae
Exons: 3
Coding region: 1-3051 (1016 amino acids)
Molecular function (GO): oxidoreductase activity, acting on paired donors, with incorporation or reduction of molecular oxygen; 2 iron, 2 sulfur cluster binding; iron ion binding
Source: RefSeq, a predicted model, not a curated record
AUGGCCAACUUGGGGCAGCACGAGUUCUACGAGUACUGGAUCUUGGAGGUCGGCCCCAUCUGGGUGCGGAGCGAGCCGUGCCACGAGAAGGGCGAGCGCGUCGGCCACGAAAAGCAGGGCACCUACGUCGCCUCGGCGCGGCGCGUGGGCAACUGGGUCGAGCUCGUGGGCAGGUACCGCGACGCGGACAACCGGCCCUGCGGCGGCUGGAUGAUGGUCGACGGCCGCGACAAGGGCCUCGGGCUGCUGCUGCGGCGCCUCGACGGCGCCGAGGCCGUCGCCGCGAAGCUCCAGCAGGUGAAGCGCGACGCGCUCGCCGACGCGCUCUCGCCCGCGAACCAGGAGCGCUACGACGUGCGGGCCGAGAUCGAGGCGGCGCGCGCGGGCGGCGACAGCGACAGCGACGACGACGCCGACGAGCUCCGCGCGGGCCUCGGCGGCUUCGCGCCGGACGCGUGGGCGCGGCGGCCGAUCCUAUUCGUCGGCGGGCUCCAUCGAUCCGGCACGACGACCUUCACGUCGCUGCUCAACGAGUCGCCGCUCGUCGCCGGCUUCCGCGACACGGACGCGCCCGAGGACGAGGGCCAGCACCUCCAGGACGUCGUGCCGACGGACGAGUCCUUCGGCGGCGUCGGCCGCUUCGCGCUCGAGGAGUCGUUCCACUGGACGGAGGACACCGCGCGGCCCGAGCCGCGCGCGUCGGCGCCGAAGCUCCUCGAGGCCUGGGACGCGCACUGGACGUCGGGCCUGCCCGCGAAGAAGCGCCGCGCGCGCGUGCCCGUGCUGCUCGAGAAGUCGCCCGCGAAUCUCGUACACUUGCGCUGGCUCCGCGCGGCCUUCGGCGCGCGCGCGCGCUUCGUCGUCAUGGCCCGCCACCCGCUCGCCGUCGCCUUUGCGACGCGCAAGUUCAUGCAGCAGCGCGCGGCCCGCGUCUUCCUAUGGUGCUACAAGCGCAUCGCGGACGCGGAGCCCACGGACGAGCCGCCGCCGCCGCUGCGCGACUGCCUCGCGAACUGGGUCGAGGCCAUGGAGCUCUUCACGGCCGACGACGAGCUGCUGGGCCGGCCGACGCGCGUCGUGCGCCUCGACGAGUUUAGGGACGACCCGCGCGCGGCCGUCGCGGCCGUCGAGGCCGCGUGCCUCGGGGGCGCGUCGCUGCGCGUGCCCCUGGCGGCCUACGAGAAGGUGUCGAAGCGGGACGCCGACGAGGUCUACCGGGCCCAGUGGCGCGACUGGCCCUGGGAGGACCACGAGGCGCGGAUCCCGGGCCGCGUCGCGGAGAACGUCCGCGACCGGCCGCGGGACGACGACGACGAGGGCUGCGCCGACGACGACGACGCGCCGCCGGCGCCGGCGCCGGCGACGUCGUCGCGGCGCGCCGCGGCGAGCCAGCUGCCCCUCAAGGAGGCCGACUGGGAGGAGAUCUGCUGGCUCCAGGACGAGAUCGGCGCGUCGACGAUCAUCGCCGAGUUCGGCGACGCCUUCGAGAACAAGUGGGACACCCUCGACGACGACUCCGACGACGAGGCGGCGACGGUCGUCGUCCGCGACGAGCCGGCGCCCGCGGGCGCCGACGCGGAGAUCCGCCGGGCCUGGCCGACGCUCGACAAGGCCCAGCGCGCGAGCGUCAAGGCCUUCCUCGCGGAGAACGAGCUCGCGCUGGCCUACGCCAAACAAGCACUCGAGCCGCGGCUCUUCCGCGCGGACGAGCACCGGCGCUGGAUCCGCCCGGAGCUCCUCGCGGUCGCCGACGCGUGGCGCCGCGACGCGCGCGCGGGCUUCGCGGGCGUCGACGCGCUCUGCAGGGUGGAAGCCCCCGGCGUCGUGUCCUUCCCGGCCCUCACGGACGACUUCUGCGACGCGCUCGUCCGCGAGGUCGACCACUACCGGCGGAGCGGCCUCCCGAGCCGGAACCCGAACAGCAUGAACCAGUACGGCCUCAUCCUGAACGACGUCGGCAUGCGCGGCACGUUCUCCGCCUUCUUGAAGUACGUGCUCCUGCCCGUGGGCGCGCGGCUCUUCGGCGACGACCGCGACCGGUCGCGCGCCGUCGGCGGCGAGGCCCACGCGGGCGAGGACUGGGGCGGCUCGUCCCUCGACGACCACCACACCUUCGUCGUGCAGUACGCCAAGGGCCGCGACAUCCAUUUAGACAUGCACAUCGACGAGUGCGACGUCACGUUCAACUUCGGGCUCACGGACGCGGCGCGCUUCGCAGGCAACGACCUCACGUUCUGCGGCAUGUACUACGCGGAGACCCACCGGCGCCGCAGCGCGACCUACAAGCACGCGCGGGGCCGCUGCGUCGUCCACAGCGGCAAGCGGCGCCACGGCGCGCUCGACAUCGAGGACGGUGAGCGCGCGUCGCUGAUCAUGUGGACCAAGUCUUCCGCGUUCCGCGCGACGGCGGAGUACGCGCGGCGCAACGUGCGGGCCCUGAACCAUAGCGGCGGAGCGGACCGGGUCUGCCUGAGCUACUCGCACGACCCGGACUACAAGCGCCUCAUGCCGAAGGGGCUGCAGUACUCCAUGGUCGACGACGGCCCGCUCGCGACGGCCGCGCCGCCGCCGCCGACGCGCAAGGCCUGGCGCACGGUCUGCGACGAGGCCAAGCUGAAGAACGACCAGUCGCGGCGCCUCGUGCUCGAGGCGGAGAACGAGCAGGUCGUCGUCUUCCGCCACCGCCGGAAGCUUUUUGCUAUUGACAACCGGUGCGCGCACCAGGGCGGGAACCUCUGCGCGGGCGACGUCGAGGACCUGGGCACCGUAAUGCGCCACCGGACCAAGGCGCCGCCGAAGUCCGUGAACGCGUGCCUCGAGGACGGCGUCGUGCGCUGCCCGCGCCACGGCCUCUGCUUCAACAUCCGGACGGGCGAGUACGUCGACGACCCCGACUCCGGGACCCUGCGCCAGCGGGUCUUCCCCGUGCGGUCCAAGGACGGCAAGAUCCAGGUCCAGGUCGACGUGCUCCGCAAGGACGGCGACGCGGCCGCGCCGCCGCCGCCGCCCGCCGCGGGCUCCUUCCGGGACUUCCUAAAGAGCCGCGCUUAGGUGUCGGGGUCGAAGGCGAGGGGGUCCUCGAGGUCGUCGAGGAACGUCUUCGCCUCCGUGAACGUCGCCGGCGCGCGGUCGAGCCAGAGCUGGACCGUGAGCCGCCGCCGUGUGCCCGCGUUCGGCCGGAUCUCGUGCUUCACGAGCCGCGAGAGGAACACGACGAGGCGCCCCGCGACGGGCGAUAUCUCGACGCGCGCGCCGCCGGGCUUCUCGACGCUCAGCGCGCCGCCGUCGGCCUCGGUCCAGCCCGGGUUCGCGUAGAGGAGCAGCGUGACCUCCCGGUCGUUGGAGAGCUCGUCGGCGAACCAGUCGUAGUGCGACCGGUAGCUGACGCCCGGCGGGUACGCCGCGGCCAUGGAGUCCGGCGGCACCGCGAGUUUGAGAUGUGGCAAGACCUGUUCGAGCUCGUAGGCGCAGCCCGCGAGGAGCGCCAUGGCGCGCCGCGCCGCCGCGCGCCGCGCCGCCGCGCGCUCGCCGUCGGGAGCGUUCAUCGCGGCGACGCUCACGAGCACGUUCCGCGUGAAGACGCCCGGGUUGCAGGGGUCGCGCUUCGGUGCGCCCCACGCGCCCGCGUCGAGCUCGGCGUCGAACAAAUCCCGCAGCGCCGCGGCGUCGCCCGCCGCGAGGGCGCCGUCCAUGACGUAGAAGCCGUCGCGGCGGAGCGCGUUCGCGACGCGCGUCGGUCCCGCCUGGGCAGCAAAAGGGUGAUUCAACGUCGCUUCAACGUGAGUGUUCCGCGCGCGCGCGUUUCCG